This is a messenger RNA of Myotis daubentonii (Daubenton's bat), 1811 nucleotides long. It is a transcript of the gene ARRB2, whose product is annotated as arrestin beta 2. Gene Ontology annotation, molecular function: angiotensin receptor binding. NCBI's taxonomy places the organism in Eukaryota, Metazoa, Chordata, Mammalia, Chiroptera, Vespertilionidae. Gene Ontology annotation, cellular component: cytoplasm. The record is from RefSeq and is a predicted model, not a curated record. Gene Ontology annotation, biological process: positive regulation of ERK1 and ERK2 cascade; G protein-coupled receptor internalization; signal transduction.
GAGAAAGAGUCUGGGGCGCGCGUGCGCAGCGGCGUGGGGAGGAGCAGGGAGGAGCAGGGACCUGGCAGCGGACUGGGAGGCUGCGAGCGAGCCGUGAACCGGGCGGGCGGCGGGUGCGCGCACCAUGGGGGAGAAACCCGGGACUAGGGUCUUCAAGAAGUCGAGCCCUAACUGCAAGCUCACUGUGUACUUGGGCAAGCGGGACUUUGUAGAUCACCUGGACAAAGUGGAUCCCGUAGAUGGCGUGGUGCUUGUGGACCCUGACUACUUGAAGGACCGCAAAGUGUUUGUGACCCUCACCUGCGCCUUUCGCUAUGGCCGUGAAGACCUGGAUGUGCUGGGCUUGUCCUUCCGCAAAGACCUGUUCAUCGCCACCUACCAGGCCUUCCCCCCAACGUCCAACCCGCCCCGGCCCCCCACCCGCCUGCAGGACCGGCUGCUGAGGAAGCUGGGCCAGCAUGCCCACCCCUUUUUUUUCACAAUACCCCAGAAUCUGCCCUGCUCCGUCACCCUGCAGCCGGGCCCAGAGGACACAGGGAAGGCCUGUGGCGUAGACUUCGAGAUCCGAGCCUUCUGUGCCAAAUCACUAGAAGAGAAAAGCCAUAAAAGGAACUCUGUGCGGCUGGUGAUCCGAAAGGUGCAGUUUGCCCCAGAGAAACCCGGCCCCCAGCCUUCAGCUGAAACCACACGCCACUUCCUCAUGUCCGACCGGUCCCUGCACCUUGAGGCUUCCCUGGACAAGGAGCUGUACUACCACGGGGAGCCCCUCAGCGUCAAUGUUCACGUCACCAACAACUCCACCAAGACUAUCAAGAAGAUCAAAGUCUCUGUGAGACAGUAUGCCGACAUCUGCCUCUUCAGCACUGCCCAGUACAAGUGCCCCGUGGCUCAGAUCGAACAAGAUGACCAAGUAUCUCCCAGUUCCACGUUCUGCAAGGUGUACACCGUAACCCCGCUGCUCAGUGACAACCGGGAGAAGCGUGGCCUUGCCCUGGAUGGGAAGCUCAAGCACGAGGACACCAACCUGGCUUCUAGCACCAUCGUGAAAGAGGGUGCCAACAAGGAGGUGCUGGGGAUCCUGGUGUCGUACAGGGUCAAGGUGAAGCUGGUGGUGGCCCGCGGUGGGGAUGUCUCAGUGGAGCUGCCUUUUGUUCUUAUGCACCCCAAGCCCCAUGACCACGUCACCCCCCCCAGACCUCAGUCAGCUACUCCUGAAACAGAUGCCCCUGUGGACACCAACCUCAUUGAAUUUGAUACCAACUACGCCACAGAUGAUGACAUCGUAUUUGAGGACUUUGCCCGGCUUCGGCUGAAGGGGAUGAAGGAUGAGGACUACGACGACCAGUUCUGCUAGGAAGGGGGGUUGGAAGAAGGGAGUGGACGGUGCUGGGAGAGGUAGGGGCAGGACCAAGAUCCCCACUGUCAUUGGGGUGGGUCCCAGCUCCUUUUCCCUUCCCCUCCUUCCAGCAGCUUCCUCAGCCAACCUCUCCCCUCCCCCCCAUCCCUCUCCUAUUUCCCACCCACCACCCCCCAUACGCACUGGACCCAUCUCCUGUUGAACAUGGGCAUUAAUGUUUUGACUACAGCUGUGCUACCCCAACCCCCCAGUGGGUGGCAAGCUGUGUUCAUACCUAAAAUUUUUGGAGGGGGAUGCUGAAAAGAGGAGUGAUAGUAGGAAAAGGGGGGAGAAAGAACUGCACACUCAUUCCCUCUUGUCACUGUCUGCCUCCCAUUCCUUCAAGCUGAGACCCUUGGCAGGGGCAAGGCCACUUCUUUGUUUCUGAGCAUAAAGAAUAAACCUUUUAAUAGGC